GUGACGCAAGAGACCCGGAAAAAGGGCAAUGCGCAUGCGCCAUUGAGCCGCUAGCUGCUCUUCGCUGUAUAAGUGCUUACCAUGGUGCCAGACGCCGCUCUCAUUCUAGAAACUGUAGAUUUUGCGGCUGGGAAGCAUAGACUGCAAAAGAGAAAAGAUGUUGAGGGGACGCCUUAUAUUAACCAUCCGAUAGGUGUUGCUAGGAUAUUAUCUCAUGAGGCUGGAAUCAGUGAUAUAGCAGUGCUGCAGGCAGCACUACUGCACGAUACUGUAGAAGAUACCGACACGACAUUUCUGGAAAUUGAGGUGAAGUUUGGGCAGGAGGUCCGGAAAAUAGUAGAGGAGGUGACUGAUGAUAAGACAUUACCGAAAAUGAAAAGAAAGCAGCUGCAGAUAGAACAUGCACCACACUGCAGCCACAAGGCCAAGCUGGUCAAAUUGGCAGACAAGUUAUACAACCUACGGGACCUGAACCGCGGCACUCCCAAAGGCUGGUCAGAACGACGAGUCCAGGAGUAUUUCCAGUGGGCAUUCCAAGUGGUAAACGGUCUACGAGGAACCAACUUAGUGAUGGAAAGUAGCCUGGAUCAGCUAUUCAGAGAUAGGGGAAUUGAGGCCUAAAUAUUCCAGAAAAUUAUUUAACCUAACCUGUGUCAUAAAUGAUGUGCUGCUUACAGUGACGAGAGUUUAAAGUUAUGCGCUGAUAUUUCUAAUACUGUGGUGAAUUUUGUACUAUUUUAUGAAAUAAAUAGUGCUUGUAAUGGAGGUAGCGUUCCUUUCCAGGCUGUACCCCAUUGGCAACUUGCAGAGACCAGGAUGCUUUACUUAACAACAAGCACACAAUGGGUAUCUGGACUAUGCAUUAGGUCGACAGGUUCAAAAUUGUCGACAGCUUUUAUUUUUUUUAGCAUUGUAUUCAACUUUUUCAUACUUUAUCAUCCACUUGGACUACGAUUGGGAAUAGUAAACUGUCAAGUGCAGCGUGGCACCUUGCCCAAAGCAUGGCGAGCGAAGCAAAGACCCGGUACACUAAUUAGGGUUCCAUGGCCCUCAUUCCGAGUUGUUCGCUCGCAAGGCGAUUUUAGCAGAGUUACACACGCUAAGCCGCCGCCUACUGGGAGUGAAUCUUAGCUUCUUAAAAUUGCGAACGAUGUAUUCGCAAUAUUGCGAUUACAAACUACUUAGCAGUUUCAGAGUAGCUUCAGACUUACUCGGCAUCUGCGAUCAGUUCAGUGCUUGUCGUUCCUGGUUUGACGUCACAAACACACCCAGCGUUCGCCCAGACACUCCUCCGUUUCUCCAGCCACUCCUGCGUUUUUCCCGGAAACGGUAGCGUUUUCAUCCACACGCCCAUAAAACGCCGUGUUUCCGCCCAGUAACACCCAUUUCCUGUCAAUCACAUUACGUUCGCCGGAGCGAAGAAAAAGCCGUGAGUAAAAAAACUAUCUUCAUAGCAAAAUUACUUGGCGCAGUCGCAGUGCGAACAUUGCGCAUGCGUACUAAGCAGAAAAACGCUGCGAUGCGAAGAAAAUUACCGAGCGAACUACUCGGAAUGAGGGCCCAUGUGCUGUGACUGCAAAAACUACACCAAAGAAAAACGUAAAAAUGUUUUCAACCUUUUUUGUGUCUAUCUUUAGUCAUGUCGACCUGUUCACCCUGUAAACCAUUGAAUAAACAGGCGGUAACAACUAGAUAGAUUAACGUAAUGUAUGUGGUGUUAGUGACUUUGUGCCUUAUUCACGGUUGGACAGUACUGCUGCCGUGACUGCUUCUUUAUGCUAAUACAAUAGCUGAUGGAGCUGCGGCACUAAAGUCACACCAUCGGUCACACAUUACAGAAUGACCAUCGGGAACUGAUCACUGGUACAAGUGGAACUGGGUCUUUGGAUGCAGCCACUGGCCGCGACACUCCUGCAUCUGCUUAGCUCCUCCCCCCAUUACCUCCCAGCAACAACCACAGAAAUUGCCUCUCUGUGCGUCUAAAUUGAUCCUACGUCCCCCGAUGGUAACCAUCAGUAUGCAUGCACAGUGCAACUCGCAUGUGCUGACUUACAAUAUUGGCUGCUUCUGUCCACCUCUGAAUUAGGCCAGUCAAGUCAAUAUAAUUUACUAUAUAUCACUGUAUAGCUUGUAGACAGCCAAUACAUAGUUUGGGUGGGUACUAAUAUAAAUGGGAUGGAUUGUUUCUUGACGAUAGAAAACCACUAUAUUUCUUUACACUGCUGGUUAGGAAAGAAGGGAAGGUCUGAACUACUUAUUUUUUAUUUUUACAUCCCAGAACUAAAGUGCGACGAACUCCAUUUCCCCUGAAUAACUGCUGUCAUAUACAGUACUGUGACAAAGCAGCAACUAAGUGCUGCAUGCAGCCUCUCCUGCUCCCAAACACUCGCUCAUUAUGUCUGUGGAUGAGAUGAGCAUCCCUCACUUACUCAUACCUCCCAACAUGACCCUCUCCAGGAGGUACGGAAUGCUCUGCUCCUGGACUUCCCUCUUUAACUUAUGAUUGCCAUCACCUAUGCUGAAACACCUUUCUUAUACAUUAACCUGUUCAAAACAGGUGUCUGCAAUCAUAAAUUAGAAGAAAAGUCCAGGAGCAGAGCAUUUUGUCCUUCCUGGAGAGGGUCAUGUUGGGAGGUAUGACUUACUGUCACUAUAGGAGUAAUACAGGGCUUACAAAAGCUUUCUGUUGUGACACCAACCAUUGUUUAUUUCACAUGUGAAAGGAUUUAAAGAAACAAUGUAUGGCUACACCAGUCAGUUUAGAUUCAUACUGUUCAGCUGUUAUCUAUUUAAUGAUAAAACCAGAAAAUUUGGCUUUUAAAUUGAAUAUACUUAGUUGACUUUACCUAGGUCAAAUUUGCAUACCUCCCAACAUGACCCUCUCCAGGAGGGACAGAAUGCUCUGCUCCUGGACUUCCCUCUUAAUUUAGUAUUGCCAUCACCUGUGCUGAAAACACCUUUCUUAUCCAUGAACCUGUUCAAAACAGGUGCUGGCAAUCAUACAUUGAGAAAAGUCCAGAAGCAGAGCAUUGUGUCCCUGGAGAGGGUCAUGUUGGGAGGUAUGAAUUUGUUUGUGUAGCCAAGAUCUAGCCCAGAGGUUCCCAAACAUGGCCCUCAAGGCACCCCAACAGUCCAGGAUUUAGGUAUAUCCAUGGCUCAGAACAGAUGGUUAAAUCAAAUUGACUGAGGUGGUAAUUAAGGAUGGAUACAUUUAAAACCUGGACCGUGGGGUGCCUUGAGGACCGUGUUUGGGAAUCUCUGAUCUCAGGGAGUUGCAUUGCAACAAAAUAAAUACAAUAACACUAAUGUAAGUUUAAAUAACAGCCAUUCUUAGAGAGCAUGUUAUAAGUUUAUAAUUAAAGGAAAUCAGAAGGUUUUUUUAAAUAAAUUGAAUCAAUGAGUUGA
Pseudophryne corroboree (corroboree frog) is the source of this 3405-nucleotide messenger RNA. It is a transcript of the gene HDDC3, whose product is annotated as HD domain containing 3. The transcript has 4 exons. The record is from RefSeq and is a predicted model, not a curated record. Lineage: Eukaryota; Metazoa; Chordata; Amphibia; Anura; Myobatrachidae. Gene Ontology annotation, molecular function: guanosine-3',5'-bis(diphosphate) 3'-diphosphatase activity. The coding region runs from base 82 to 621 and encodes 179 amino acids.